Molecule: messenger RNA, 233 nt
Organism: Amoebophrya sp. A25
Lineage: Eukaryota; Dinophyceae; Syndiniales; Amoebophryaceae
Source: the annotation of a GenBank genome assembly
CCAUGACCAAGCAAGAAAAAUCAGAGUUAGUCAAGCAGCUUGGGGCAAGUGUUGGCGUUUCGCCACAGGCGCUCCACAGCUUCAUCAACGCUGAGAAAAACAAGCCCGGGGUCGGCACUGCUGGCGGAGGAGGCAGCCAACAGAAAGGAGCUGCCAGGAAAGUCUGCUACUGCAACGGCAAAGGGCACCUGGCAAAGCAUUGUAGCAAGUGGGCAAAGGGCAUCCGCGAAAAG